GGGAGAGCGGAGAAGUCACCCCCGGACACCUCCAGGCAGGUGGGCACUGCUGCCUGGCCACCCCCGAGCCCUGGGUGCCACCCCCAGACUCGGAGGAGUCGCCGCCAUCGUGGGAAAUCCAUCAUGGGCAACUGUGUCCCCGUGACCCCCGGCACCCUGGAGACCCAGGGCUCCCUGGACCUGGAGGAAAUCAUGGAAGACUUCUCCUCCUUCUACGACAACACUUACACCAACGACACCUUCCUGGACUACGACGCCGCACCCUGCCACAACCGCUUCUGUCCCCUCUUCCAGCGCGUGGCCCCACCUUUCCUGGCCGCCACCUGCGCCGCGGCCGCGCUGGCCACCGGUGCCCUGCUGGUGGCCCUGGCCAAGCGUCCCCAGGCGUGGCGGUGGCCGCGGAGCCGGGCGCUGCUGGCGCAGCUGGCGCUGGGCACGGCGCUGUUCGCGGCGCUGCUGCCGGCGCUGGCCGCGGGCAUCGCCCGGGGCUGGCACCUGGGCACGGGGCCGUGUCGCCUCACGCACCUCCUGUGGCACUGGAGCCUGUUCGCCCAGGCGCUGCUGGUGGCUAGCGGCUCUUGUGGCACCGCCUGGGCUCGCUGGGACCCGCGGAGUCGCCGCCUGGCCGUGGCUCUGUGGGCAGUGGCGUUGCUCUUGGCCGCGCCGGCGGCUCUGGUCAGUGGCGUGGCGGCGGGCACCAGCUGUGUCCGGCGCAGCGUGGGCAUCCUGGCACCCGUGUACCUGCUGCACCUCACCCUGUGCCUCUGCCUGCUGCUGCUCCUGCCCUCGGGGCUGCUGCUGGCCGCGCUGGCCGUGCCACGCCUCAGGGCGAGCUGGGCGACCGGCGCCGGGUUCAUCUGGCUCUUCCUGGGGCUCUGGGUGCCCUACGGAGCGGGGCUGGCCGGGGAGUUCCUGCUGCAGGCCGGGCUGCUGGAGCCCACCUGCGGCUCCUUCGAGCACUUCGACCUCGCGCUGGGGCUGAGCGAGGGGCUGGGGGUGCUGCACUGCGGCCUCGGGCCCCUGGUGCUGCUGCUCUCCUGGCGCUGCCAGGGAAUGCUGAGCUCCAGCGGCUGCACCACGGAGCCAAACGGAGCCCCGACACUGGAUUUGGAUCCCCGGCACUGAGCCCCGGCCUCCUGGUACCCGACUGGUACCCCUGGCAACAGACUUGGACCCCUGGCUACAGACUUUGCCCCCUGAAACCAGAUCCUGGAUCCUAGGCACCAACCUUGGACACCCAGCACUGACCACUGGCCUCCCAGCACUGUGCUCUGCCCCACCUUGAACCAGCCCAGGUGCCCCACCACCAGUCCCUGUGGUGGGGACCACCACUGACCCCUGGCCUAUCCCACACCAGCCUGGGCCACCCAGCACUCACUCCUGGCCCCUGGGCACCAGCUCUAGCCCCUGGCACCACUGACCCCUGAGCCCCCAGCACGGACCUCUGGCUACCUGGCACAAGGCUUGGCCCCUUGGCACCAGCCCCUGGCUGCCCAGCACCAGCCACUGCCCUGGGCACUGAGCCUUGGCCACCCAGUACUGACCCCUGGGCCCUGACCCUGGCCCCACAGUGCCCUCCCAACCCCACACCUCUGUCCCACACCCAACACUUCCUCAGGACCCCCUGUUCUAUACCCAGCUCGGUGCCCUCCACCCUCUGUCCCCUCCCUUGGGAUCUCAGCCCCCUCUUUGCCCCAACUGCCCAAUGCAGAAAGCCCUGGGGUACCUCAGGCUG
Messenger RNA from Cinclus cinclus, 1735 nucleotides. RefSeq names its product atypical chemokine receptor 1 (Duffy blood group) (gene ACKR1). Lineage: Eukaryota; Metazoa; Chordata; Aves; Passeriformes; Cinclidae. Gene Ontology annotation, cellular component: membrane. The coding region runs from base 124 to 1125 and encodes 333 amino acids. Gene Ontology annotation, molecular function: chemokine binding. The transcript is spliced from 2 exons. The record is from RefSeq and is a predicted model, not a curated record. Gene Ontology annotation, biological process: chemokine-mediated signaling pathway; inflammatory response.